This is a messenger RNA of Rhinopithecus roxellana (golden snub-nosed monkey), 651 nucleotides long. Its product is annotated as RNA helicase Mov10l1-like. The transcript is spliced from 6 exons. Lineage: Eukaryota; Metazoa; Chordata; Mammalia; Primates; Cercopithecidae. The record is from RefSeq and is a predicted model, not a curated record. The annotation marks the transcript as partial.
CUUCCACAAUAUCCAAUCCCAGAUAGACUUAGAAAAUGUGUGGAACAAAAAAUGGACAUCCUGACUUUCCAGCCAUUACUUGCAGAGCUUCUGAACAUGUCAAAUUACAAGGAGAAGUUUUCGACUUUGCUGUGGCUUGAGGAGAUUUAUGCAGAAAUGGAGCUGAAAGAGUACAACAUGAGUGGGAUCGUCUUAAGAAGGAAUGGGGAUCUGCUGGUUCUGGAGGUCCCAGGGUUGGCCAAAGGGAGACCUUCUCUGUACACAGGUGAUAAACUGAUUUUAAAAACUCAAGAGUACAAAGGACAUGCCAUCAAAUACAUCAGCUACGUGACUGAGAUUCAUGAAGAAGAUGUAACUCUUAAAAUUAAUCCAGAAUUUGAACAAGCCUAUAACUUUGAACCUAUGGAUGUGGAAUUCACAUAUAAUAGGACUACAAGCAGACGGUGUCACUUUGCACUUGAACAAGUCAUCCACUUAGGUGUAAAAGUGUUGUUUCCAGAAGAAAUUAUUUUACAGUCUCCCCAAGUGACAGAAAAUUGGAACCAUGAACAAGACACCAAAAGCAACGGACAGUCCACCAGCAAAAAGGUAGUGCUCAACAACGUAACUGUCUCUACACAGGGGAUGGGAAUUUCCUUCUUGGCGUAUUAG